ACGUUCGCAAGGCUGGUCACACACUCGAAGGGUUCUGCUCCGAAUAACUCGAAUGUCAGGUUCCAGGGUGGCUUGGGCCUUGGACACCCCACCCUCGACAAGGCGCACCCGACUUUUCCUGUAGCACCGAUGGCCUGAGACACACACCUGGGCACCCCUGCCCGGAAUGGGGGCGCCCCAUGGUGGAAAGGGAAGAAUCGGUUUCCUAAAAGACAGAAAAAUGGAGGAAUUGGUAAACCAAAUGCAGCCACUGAAUGAGAAGCAGAUAGCCAAUUCUGAAGAUGGAUAUGUGUGGCAAGUCACUGAUAUGAAUCGGCUGCAGCGGUUCUUGUGUUUUGGUUCUGAAGGUGGGACUUACUCUAUCAAAGAACAGAAGUUGGGCCUUGAGAAUGCUGAAGCUUUAAUUAGAUUGAUUGAAGAUGGCAGAGGAUGUGAAGUGAUACAGGAAAUAAAGUCAUUUAGUCAAGAAGGCAGAACUGCGAAGCAGGAGCCUAUGCUCUUUGCCCUUGCCAUUUGUUCCCAGUGUUCCGACAUAAGCACAAAACAAGCCGCUUUCAAAGCUAUUUCUGAAGUUUGUCGCAUUCCUACACAUCUCUUUACUUUUAUACAAUUUAAGAAAGAUCUAAAGGAAAGCAUGAAAUGUGGCAUGUGGGGUCGCGCCCUCCGGAAGGCCGUAGCAGACUGGUACAAUGGAAAAGGUGGCAUGGCCCUUGCCCUGGCCGUCACAAAAUAUAAACAAAGAAAUGGCUGGUCUCACAAAGAUCUGUUAAGAUUGUCGCAUCUUAAACCUUCCAGUGAAGGACUUGCUAUUGUUACCAAAUAUAUUACAAAGGGCUGGAAAGAGGUCCAUGAAAUGUAUAAAGAAAAAGCACUUUCUGUGGAGACUGAGAAAUUAUUAAAGUAUCUGGAGGCUGUAGAGAAAGUGAAGCGCACAAAAGAUGAACUGGAAGUCAUUCAUCUGAUAGAAGAACACAGACUGGUUAGGGAGCAUCUCCUAACAAAUCACUUGAAGUCUAAAGAGGUAUGGAAGGCUUUGUUACAAGAAAUGCCUCUUACAGCAUUACUAAGGAAUCUUGGAAAGAUGACUGCUAAUUCAGUGCUUGAACCAGGAAACUCAGAAGUGUCUUUAGUAUGUGAAAAGCUGUGUAAUGAAAAACUGUUAAAAAAGGCUCGUAUACAUCCAUUUCAUGUUUUAAUUGCAUUGGAAACUUACAAAACAGGUCAUGGGCUCAGAGGAAAACUGAAGUGGUGCCCUGAUGAAGAAAUUUUGCAAGCUUUGGAUGCUGCUUUUUACAAAACAUUUAAGACAGUUGAGCCAGCUGGAAAGCGUUUCUUACUGGCAAUUGAUGUCAGUGCUUCUAUGAGCCAAAGAGUUUUGGGUAGUGUACUCAACGCUAGCACAGUAGCUGCAGCAAUGUGCAUGGUUGUCACACGAACAGAAAAAGAUUCUCAUAUAGUUGCUUUUUCAGAUGAAAUGGUACCAUGUCCAGUGACUACAGAUAUGACCUUACAACAGGUUUUAAUGGCUAUGAGCCAGAUCCCAGCAGGUGGAACUGAUUGCUCUCUUCCAAUGAUCUGGGCUCAAAACACAAAUACAGCCGCCGAUGUCUUCAUAGUAUUCACUGAUAACGAGACCUUUGCUGGACAUGUCCAUCCUGCCGUUGCUCUGAGGGAAUAUCGAAAGAAUAUGGAUAUUCCAGCUAAGUUGAUUGUUUGUGGAAUGACAUCAAAUGGUUUUACCAUUGCAGACCCAGAUGAUAGAGGCAUGUUGGAUAUGUGUGGCUUUGAUACUGGAGCUCUGGACGUGAUUCGAAGUUUCACAUUAGAUAUGAUUUAAUCAUAAGCACCAGCACCGUCUAAGAGGUCCAUUGCCAUCAGUGAUCUCGCUAAUACACCGCUACUUCCCAGCUAAUCUUAAUCCAAUGAAAGACAGUAGGAUGAUGGUAUAGUAUGUGCAUAAUGGAAAGUUUACCUUACAAAAAAAAAAAAGGAAGGAACAAUAAGAUGAGCCCAGAGUUCUUUCUGUCUACUAAACUAGCUCUUGGGAAAUAGCUUCAGAAUACACUGUAGCCCCCUCUAUCUAAUAGAGAACUUCUUGUUGAGAGACUGUAAAAUAGUCAAACAGUUUUGCUUUGGUGAAUAAUCACAUUUGUACUUAAGAGAGAGCCAAAAGUGUAAGUAGUUCCACAUCAUGUCACUUAUUUGAGAAAUGCCUAAAGUUUUCUUAAAUGUUUUCAUUGGUAAAGGACAACUUUGAUAAUGUCCAAAUAUUCUGAAAUGCACUGGACCAUGUAACUGUGAUGGAAUAUGAAACUCAUUUGUAAACUUUUAUACCAAGGAGGUUAAAAAAACAAACAAACAAAAAAACAAAGACAUUUGAUUAUGAAUGAGUUUUAAAAAUUCCUCUAACAGUUUUCUACAGUCACAUAAAUAGCAGCUUUCUCAGUCAGUGAAAAAGAUAUUUUGUUUCUGUGGUUUAAUUUACACUUGUAGAAUUGUUACCAUUAACCAGAAACAUAAGGGAAACCCCUGAGAAUAGAUCUGAAGUUUAUGUCAGCUGAGGAAGUCUAUUUUGGUUUGCUUUUGUUUGUUUAUUGCUGUGAGUGAGGGACAUGACUUGACAGUUUCCUCUGGCUUAUAACAACAUAGCCACAUGUAGGCACACUUUUUUUUUCAUUCUCUUAAAACAGAUAUUUCAAGCAUUUAACUCCCCCCAUUCAUAAUCUGAAAGUAUGACAAUUAAAAUCUCAAACAUAGCCAGAUUAGCUUUUUCCUUACUUUAAAAAUAUUGCUUUAAUUACUUUUAUCUAUUUUUUUAGCCAGUUAUAAAUGGGUUUUAGAUAUUUCUAAUUGUAAACAUGUUAGUGGCCUCCUCUCUCUUUGUCCAUUAUUCAUCUGUGGCUUUGUCCAUUAUUCAUUUGUGACAAAACAUUCUUUUUUGAUAGUAUAAAAA
Molecule: messenger RNA, 2953 nt
Organism: Kogia breviceps (pygmy sperm whale)
Lineage: Eukaryota; Metazoa; Chordata; Mammalia; Artiodactyla; Physeteridae
Gene: RO60
Product: Ro60, Y RNA binding protein
Cellular component (GO): ribonucleoprotein complex
Molecular function (GO): RNA binding
Source: RefSeq, a predicted model, not a curated record